This is a messenger RNA of Aspergillus saccharolyticus JOP 1030-1, 1280 nucleotides long. Its product is annotated as DODA-type extradiol aromatic ring-opening family dioxygenase. The transcript is spliced from 3 exons. Gene Ontology annotation, molecular function: zinc ion binding; ferrous iron binding; oxidoreductase activity, acting on single donors with incorporation of molecular oxygen. Bases 285 to 1166 code for a protein of 293 amino acids. The record is from RefSeq and is a predicted model, not a curated record. NCBI's taxonomy places the organism in Eukaryota, Fungi, Ascomycota, Eurotiomycetes, Eurotiales, Aspergillaceae.
AAUUCAUUCAGAUCCCCCGAAACCAACCGAGACAAAUGCACGAAAUGCAGGCCAAGAAUAUGAGUGAGGACGAUCGCAGCUCUUUAACCGAAAUCAUCCACCGGUGAUGGCUGAACAGCGACCCUUGCGUCUGGGAUUCUGGGAACCUCGCUUCGGGAUGUGCCCCCACAUCCCGAGCUGAUCGUGGGCUGGCGCGAACUCCCCGACAUACGCAAUUCACCCCUCUAUGAUCAACCACCAGGAGAGCGUGAAACGAGUUCGAAUUGGAGUCAAAGCUGACCAGGAUGGCACCACGCAAGAGGCUAACCCCGAUACACUUCUUCUCGCAUGGCUCACCAAUGAUGCUCAUCGAGACCACCGAGUCAUCCGAAUAUUGGCGACGAUGUGGCGAGGAGGCGCUAGCAAGUAACAUCAAGGGGAUAAUCAUCAUGAGUGCGCACUGGACCAAUCAUACACCCAACACAAUCUCUAUCGCCACGAACCCAGAUCCUAAACUCCUCCCCAUCCCAUUCGUGCCCCCGACUACUCUCACGGAAUCCCCUUUGACCCCCGACCUCCCCACCGCCACCCGCUGCGCCCAUCUGCUCCGCACUGCCGGCAUAGCCAUUCACCAAGACUCAACCUACAACUGGAUCCACGACACCUACCAGAUCCUCCUUAAGAUGUUCCCCCCGCUCCUUAAGGGUGGUGACAGUGGUGCCAGCUGUCCCCCGGUCACCGUUCUCUCCACCAACGCACACUUCGACCCCUACUUCCAUCUGCGAAUCGGCAUCACCCUCCGCCCCCUGCGCCACGAAAACUAUCUAUUGAUCGGCACCGGAGGGGCGGUGCACAACCUCUACCGCAAUCGCUGGGGACCAAUGCUCCGGUACCAGGACACAUUGGCCAUGGAGACGCCACCGGAACCCUGGGCGUUGGAAUUUCGCACCGCGGUGGAGGACGCCUUGACCAAGACCUCCGGGCCGCGGCUACGGCGCGCAGUGACGCGGUUGAUGAAGCAUCCGUUGUAUCGAGAGGCGCACGCCACCGACGAGCAUUUCAUGCCGGCGGUGUUUGUGGCGGGCGCGGCGGGGGACUGGGAAGAUGAAGAUGCUCAGGCGGUAAUGGGUGCGGAAACGUGGGAAUUGACCAACAUGUGCAAUUCGCAGUUUACGGUUGGUUGUUGACGGGAUGUGUGCCUGGAGAGGCAGACAGAAAGGAAAAGAAUAAGGCGAUACAAGGAAUGAGAAGCUGUAUUUAGAGCAAGCCCUGAGAAUUGGUAUAAUUGGACUAGAAACUAG